UUUUGUGUGUGUGUGAACGUCAAAAAGGAGGAGAUUCAUCUCAGACCUCAAUUAAAUAAUACAUCCUCUCCGCCUACGUUUUGCUAUUUAUCUUGUGGAUGGAUGCUGUGCGGUGCAGCUGAGGUAAAGAACAGUAGAUAUAAAUCUGGAGCGAAUGGAGUUAGCGCGUUGGAGCAGAACCGCGCAAUCAUCAUUACAAGGUUCAAUAUUUACACACGUUAUCGCACUCACAUACUAACGCACACUGUUGUUACAGAACUUUGAAACAGGUCUGUACCGGGGACGAAGGUACAAAAUUGUGAUUAGAGAUUUUUUCGCGCUACCUAGAACCGAGUGAACCACGGAAGGAAUCAGAGUUAUUCGAGGUUUUUAGCACGGGGAGCAGGACACUGUAACGAUGUGUGACGAUAGUGAAAUUAAGCGGGCUUUCGAGGUUGUGUUGGAGCUGGUGAAGCAGUGUAACGAUAUCGUGCUCGAAGGCUAUCGGAGCGCUUCGAAAAGGGUUGAAGUUAAGGGUAAACACUGGGACCUCGUGACAGAGUACGAUCAGCGGGUGGAGGAUGUGCUGAUUGCCGGUAUUCGGGCGCAAUUUCCACAUCACAAGUUUUGUGCCGAAGAGCUGGCAUCUGCCACCGGUGAGCAGGUUACGGUCGGCGAUGCGGGAGCACCAACCUGGAUCAUCGACCCUAUCGACGGAACGGUGAACUUUGUGCGCGGCAUACAAUUUACGUGCAUUUCCGUAGCACUCGUCGUAGACGGGGAGCUCAAGAUUGGAAUCAUCUCGAAUCCGGCCGGUAAUGAGCUCUACACAGCCGUCAAGGGACAGGGAGCGUUCCGGAAUGGUGUGCGUAUUAAAACGCGCAACUCGGAACAGCUAAAGGAUGCUCUUAUUGGACACGAGUUCUCGAUCGGAAGCUAUGAGCCGAUACGGUGGGCCCUGUUCGAACGCGGUAAACGUUUCAUCGCCGAGUGCCUUGGACUGCGGGCAUUCGGGUCGGCAGCCCUGUCGCUAGCGUACAUCGCCAGCGGUCAGAUCGAUGCGUAUAGCAUCCAAUUCCUCAAACCGUGGGAUAUUGCCGCAGGAGCACUGCUGAUAAUGGAGGCUGGUGGCACGGUGCAAAGCAUAACGGGAGGCAAGUACGAUAUCAUGAAGCCGGAUAUCAUUGCCGCCUGCAGUGAAGCGCUCGGCCAACGAGUGUUGCAGAUCAUACGGGAGGUGGACAGAGAUCUGCAGGCAGCAAAGUAGGCUUUAGCCAAACGUAAUCGUUUCGCGUACAUUCUAAAGCAAUCCAAGCAAUCCAAUCAACGGUUACUGUAUUCCACCGACCGUAGAUUAAUAAUAAAAUUAACUAAAUAGAU
This is a messenger RNA of Anopheles darlingi, 1359 nucleotides long. RefSeq lists its product as uncharacterized. Gene Ontology annotation, molecular function: inositol monophosphate 1-phosphatase activity. Gene Ontology annotation, biological process: phosphatidylinositol phosphate biosynthetic process; signal transduction; inositol metabolic process. Bases 398 to 1246 code for a protein of 282 amino acids. The transcript has 2 exons. Lineage: Eukaryota; Metazoa; Arthropoda; Insecta; Diptera; Culicidae. The record is from RefSeq and is a predicted model, not a curated record.